AUUCAAAUCGUUUGCAAAUCUUGACUCUUUGAAUACACAUAGAACAGCAGAACUGAGCAACCAAAAAUGUCGAAUGUGCUCAAAGUCAUCAAGCACCAAGUGCAUUCGACCCUCCACUCGAAAUCGUCCUCAUCGCACCGCACCAACAAUGGAACGAGCAGCGAUCACCACCACCAGCAGCAUCACAAUCGCCAUGGAGAGGAAGACGGACGCGAGCGCAGUGGCAGCAGCACGCUGAGCCAGAGCGACUCGGAGUCGGACUUGCCGCUGUCCACCUCAGCCUCAGCCUCGACCACCUCAACCACCACAACCCACGCCAACAAGGCAUCCUCAUUGGCGUCGGUGUCGUCGUCAUCGUCGUCGUCAUCGUCGUCGUCAGCGUCCUCGGCCAUCCCGUUCCUGAUGCAGUUCACUCCGAAUGCGUUGCGUUCUGCCGCAGUCGCCUCGUUCAAGUCCAGCAACAAUGCUGCUGCUGCUGCUGCUGCUGCUUCUGACUCUGGUGCUGGUGCUAGUGGCGGUCAUCAUCCUCAUCAGCAUCAGCAUCAUCACUCGUCCUCGUUCGGACUGCCGCACUUUACGCGCUCCAAACGCAGCAAUUCAGAGACAAAGGUGAAAGUCAAAACUGCGUCGCCAGCAGUGCCAUCGGUCAUCGCUGCUCCCGACACCGACACCGACACUCCUGCGUCUGCGUCUGCGUCUGCGUCUGCGUCUGCGUCUGCUUCAGACGGCGGUGCGGACGCUGGUACUGCUGGUGCCGUUGGUGCCUCAGGUGAUGCGACCGCUGCAGCGCUGCGCAAGGGCAGUUUGGCCGUCCCGACGUCAUCCGAUCCCAGUGCUGCUGCUGGUGCUGCUGGUGCUGGUGCUGGUGCUUCGAGUAGCCCACUUGCAGUGCCAACCCGUGCGCGCGCAUUCACAACUGGAAGUCGCAGUCCCAUUGCAGGAGCAUCGCCCAAGACAGGCACAACGCCACUCACGCUCUCGCCGUUCGGAUCAACCGAGUCGAUUGGCAUUGAGCCGUCCGUGCUGUAUCGGGAGAUGAUCAAUGCGGUCGUCAGCAGUCUCGGUGCUCGCACUGAAAUCCCGCAGCCGUUGCUGCUCGACACCAUUCGCAAGGCGUUCGACAUGACUGAGACUGCUCAUCAAGCUGCAGUCGCAGAUGCCACCAAGCGCGCACUCCAGUCUGGAUCGAAAACUUUCAAGCAGGCGCACGUGCAUGUUCACGUGAUUGGCGGUCGCCAUCUCGCGGCCAAAGAUCUAUCUGGCAGCUCCGACCCGUUCUGUUUGGUGGGCCUGACUACCGGCGACAGCUCCGACUUGAAUGAAAAGAAGUCAUUCAAAACCAAAGUUGUCAAGCAGUCUCUCAAUCCGCAGUGGGAUGAAACGUUUCACUUUGUUGUCCCGGAUUUAUCAAAGUGCAACCUCGUUGUCAAAAUGUGGGAUUGGGAUGAAAAGACCAUCCUUUCCAGGGCAAACGUAUUUGCCAAAGUCCUGCGGCGCAGCGACGACGGCAACGACUUUAUGGGCCAGAUUGUGCUCCCGCUCUCUUCCGUCAACCUGAGUGGUUACGAAGGAUGGCUUACGCUGACCAAGCGCUCCGUCAUUUCCAGCAUCUCGGGCGAAGUUGGGCUGAAAGUCUGGUUUGACUUUUUGGAUACCGAUGCAGACACUUCCAUGGACUGGAUUAGUGUGCUGCGCAACGUUGAACACUUGUUCGCAGCGGCUCCAAGCACGUCGGGGUCGAUCAUCUCGAAAGGCGUGUUUUCCGACCAUGCCGAAAACGUGCUGCGUCUUUUCUCGCUGACUCACGGCCUGACCUUGCUACAUCAGAAUAUCAUUCGCGCCGGAACUCUGGCAACAUUGCUCGCAGACCAACAAGCAGUGUACAAACCGUUGAAUGAGCUGCUUUUGACAAUCAAUGCCAAGAAGGACGAGCUGAAAGAUCUCAACAUUGGCGAUGAGCAACUCUUGAUUCGCGCCAUCAUGACUGCUCAAGACGCCUUGAUGACUGCAUUCAACAAGCAUCGCGACUACUUUUCACCAGACUCGAUCACCGUGUCGUACGAUUUGAGCGCUGCUCUCACCCUCGUCAACACAAUCUAUGGGCUUGACAUCUUCCAGAGGACCUUCCCAGGGCGCAGUCUCAUGGCAGAUUUAACCGAGCAUCUCAAGUGUGGUGUGGAUCGCAUCUACAACAGAAUUGAGGCCUUGAAUGAGUCCAUUCAUGAAUCUAAAGAAUCCAAACUACAGGCGGGUAUCAACAUUACCCUCGCAAUUGAAGGCGAGCUCAAGCACGUCAUGAGCAUUUACGGGCGCGCGCUGCAGAGCACGGUGCCGAAUGCUACGUCCCUCAUGGUCCUCGAGUACGCCUCGCGCCACAGUAAAUUCGUGCAGUCCGUCGUGAUCCAUGACGCCGAGCACAUCACGGCCGUGUUUCAACUGUACUUUGCGAUCAAGCGCUUACUGGACGGGCCGCUCAAGUUGCUGACGCCCGAGCAGCAACAGGAAACCGGCUUUGCCUCCUUCCACGAAUGGUUUGCUGCUGCCGUGACCACUUGGAUUGAAAUUACCCAGACACGGAUGAAUGCCUGGAUUUCCAGUUCGGUUCAGCACGAUCAGUUUGUGAAAGUGGAGAAGGCGCUUUACUCUUCCUCGGUCGUCGAUGUCUUUAACAUUUUCUCGUCGAUUCUUGCCUUCUUGAAUGAUCUGGGCUGGCCUGAUCCAGAAUUCCGCUACUCGCUUUUGAUCACACUCACCAAAACAAUUUCGGAAGGCGUUCGCUUGUACGCGGAUGAGCUCAGUGAUGAUGUUAUUCGAAAGGGAUUUUACGAUUUGGAUGGUCAAUUUGAUGUCACGCCCGAGCUGUGCUGCACGCUGAAUAAUAUCGAGCAAGCGACCCAGCUUCUGAAUGACAUGUACCAGAGCAUGGAAGUGGAUGCACUGGUAGCUCAACUGCGAGCCGACGGAAAGGCGUCGUCCAACACCUCUCCCAUCCGGAUGUUGCUGGACGAUACGAACGAGUAUCUUCAGAUUGUGCUCACCCGUUUAACGAGCAUGGUCGCCGAUCGGAUGUCACCGGAUAUCAACAACUACUUGCGCGUCACAGCCUGUGUCUCCAAGCCCUCGGCUUUCUCGUUCUCAAGCUUCUUCUCCUCGUCGAAGAGCGAGGCAACGGGCGACGUCAAGCUGUCGCAGGUCGUUCCGACCAAGGUGGUCAAUGUAACAGACAAUGAGGUUCGAAACGCUCUGCAGCCUCUUCUGGACUACUUGAACAGCAACCUCGAAACAACCUCCGACCGCCUGUUCUUUGUGGUCUUCCAAGGCAUUCUGCGUCAUUUGUGGAACCGCGUCGUGGGCAACGUCUGUCACUUGCUGAUCCCGCAAGCAAUGCAGCGCUCCACAACGGCGGACGCCACUGAAACGGCCACCCAAACGGCGCUCCGGCGCGACAGCAGCCACCAUCCGACGGCGACGCAGACGACGACCGACGAGAUGCAAGCGCCCUUGUCGGAGCAUCAAUGCCGUGUGCUUGAAAAGUCUCUCGAGGUUUUGCAAGGUUUCUUCCACGCCGAAGGCGAUGGUCUCUGUCAGGACGAGCUCGGUGGCAGCUCAUACCAACAUCUGAAGCACAUCAUGCACUGGUACGUCGCCAAGACCGAGGAUGUCGUGGUUCAAUUCCAGCUGCUGCUCGCCCAUUGGCAAACCCUGACCCCUCAAGGCCUGGGUCGAGUGCAGCUGGAGCUGACGCUCGAUAACGCAUCGACGCCCGCCAAACUUCUUGUUCAUGUUCUCGACGGAUUUGCGUUCCCGCCGAUGGAUCCCGAUGGCAAAGCUGACCCAUACCUCAUCCUGACGCUGUCGCGGGUCGGUGACACCAAGUCUCCCGCUGUUCAGAAAACGCCCGUCCAAAAGACGACGCUCAACCCUCACUUUAACACCAAGCUGUCAUUCCCAUUGACCAGCGCUGCCAGCGACUUUGAUCUUGGUUCCACCGUGCUGUACAUCCAAGCGAUGGACUAUGACCUGUUGUCAGCCGACGAUGCGAUUGGCGAGGCGCUUCUUCUUCUGCCUGCCGAUCUGGCCAGCAAAGGAUCAAAACGCUUGGACGUUUCAUUCACACGCUUGCCACUCGGCGAUGACCAGGAGGCCUUGUUCUUGUCGUUGCUCGACGUUGCCGUGCACGCUGGUGCUGACGUUUCUACCAUUCGCGAGGACCUUCUGACGCUCUCGCAGCAAGCCUUUGUCAUGUUCCACGUCCUGCAGCAACGUUCAUUGCAUGACAAGGUGGCCAGCCAGUUCCUCAAGAAACGACGCGAGAUGGCGAGCGCGCCUCACCCCGAUGCGCUUGCCUCCGAGCGCGUCGACCCUCCGCCAGCGCUUUGAGGCGGUUUGUUUGGUGCCCGUGUUUAUGAGGGCAUAGCUGCUUCUCGCAUGACAGCCAUUCAAAAACAAGUCGCGCUCGCCCACUCUCGCAAUGUUGCAACCAGCCUGCGCGCAAAUGCAGAUUAGGCAAUUCUAUUCCUGUACAAUUCAAUCACAUGUUGUUUGCUCGAAUA
Capsaspora owczarzaki ATCC 30864 is the source of this 4553-nucleotide messenger RNA. RefSeq lists its product as hypothetical. The record is from RefSeq and is a predicted model, not a curated record. NCBI's taxonomy places the organism in Eukaryota, Filasterea, Ministeriida, Capsasporidae. Bases 67 to 4380 code for a protein of 1437 amino acids. The transcript is spliced from 20 exons.